Messenger RNA from Octodon degus (degu), 751 nucleotides. RefSeq names its product sperm acrosome associated 3 (gene Spaca3). Gene Ontology annotation, biological process: fusion of sperm to egg plasma membrane involved in single fertilization. Lineage: Eukaryota; Metazoa; Chordata; Mammalia; Rodentia; Octodontidae. The coding region runs from base 218 to 712 and encodes 164 amino acids. Gene Ontology annotation, cellular component: sperm flagellum; acrosomal vesicle. The transcript is spliced from 5 exons. The record is from RefSeq and is a predicted model, not a curated record. Gene Ontology annotation, molecular function: lysozyme activity.
UAGGUCUAAGCCAUAACACAUACCUACGUGGGGAUGACAUUUCGGUGAUAGGGAUGCCUGGUGGAAGAAACAUCAGAAGACCAUCAAGUUCAGGCAAGAGGUUAAUAGCAUCUACGUUGGACUUGGAGCAGCGGCUUGUGAGUGGACGAUCGGCUGCCUUCCACCUCAAAGUUCAGCUUAAGUGUUGUGUAUCUGGGGCUUCACUUCUACCACCCAGAUGGAAGCCAGAAGGAGCUGGGCUCCCAGCAGCCGGCUGUGCCCCACUGGGAUGGCACUGCUAGUCCUCGCCUCUCUGCUCAGCUGUCUGCUCACCUCCAGUGAAGCCAAAGUCUACAGUCGCUGUGAGCUGGCCAGAGUGCUUCGGGACUUCGGCCUGGAUGGCUACCGGGGAUAUAGCCUGGCUGACUGGGUCUGCCUUGCUUACUUCACAAGUGGCUUCAACACAGGCGCCGUGGACCACGAGGCAGAUGGAAGCACCAACAAUGGCAUCUUUCAGAUCAACAGCCGGAGGUGGUGCAAGAACCUCACCCCGGACUCCCACAAUCAGUGCCGGGUGUACUGUUCUGACUUGCUGAACCCUAACCUCAAGGAUACUGUGAUCUGUGCCAUGAAGAUUGUUCAAGAGCCCCAGGGUCUGGGAUAUUGGGAGUCCUGGAGGCGUCACUGCCAAGGCAAGGACCUGAGUGACUGGGUGGAUGGCUGUGACUUCUAGGAGCCUCUCUGGAAAGAACCAGGCCACACACAGCAGCGU